This is a messenger RNA of Hemiscyllium ocellatum (epaulette shark), 766 nucleotides long. RefSeq names its product pro-neuropeptide Y-like. The record is from RefSeq and is a predicted model, not a curated record. Gene Ontology annotation, biological process: feeding behavior; neuropeptide signaling pathway. The transcript is spliced from 4 exons. Gene Ontology annotation, molecular function: neuropeptide hormone activity; neuropeptide Y receptor binding. NCBI's taxonomy places the organism in Eukaryota, Metazoa, Chordata, Chondrichthyes, Orectolobiformes, Hemiscylliidae. Gene Ontology annotation, cellular component: extracellular region. Bases 164 to 628 code for a protein of 154 amino acids.
GUGAUUUUAGAUUGCUGAAUGCAACUUAAACUAAGAAAUGAUGAGCUCGGUGGUGAUUUCAGACUAAUUUCAGAAUAAAUGCAUGCUUCAUCAUAUAUAGCAGUGCACGGUGGACUUUAACAAAGUUUUUUGCACCGAUAUCAAACAGCUUAGCCAAAGGAUAAUGAAUAGUAUAAAACUGGCAUCGAGCGAAAAUGGGAAGCGCCCGAGGUUGCGUUCCCAGCUGCUGCUCGAUGUUCAAAAGGGAUGGGCUUGUGUGUCGGUGUGUUUUGGGAGAAUUGCUACGAGCAGGCAAUCUGAGUCUGUUUGUAAUUUCUCGGCACAUAGCGACUUGUGUCACUGUGUCUGUGAGAGACCCCACACAGUGAUCGUUCUGAUGCAAGGCAACAUGAAGUUUUGGCUGGGAGUUUCAUUUUGCUUGCUGAUCUGUAUAGGAACUUUUGCCGAGGCUUACCCGCCCAAGCCCAACGACCCAGGAGAAGGCGCUUCUGCUGAGGAUCUGGCCAAAUACUACGCCGCACUGAAACACUACCUUAACCUCAUCACCAGGCAGAGGCAUGGAAAGAGAUCUAACCCUGAAGCUCUGAUCACUGAUCUGCUGCUGACGGAGUACUUAAAGUUCCCCUAAAUACAGGUAUGAUGAGCCUUCCAUGUGGUGAUUGGAAAUAGAAGUUUUAUUUAAUGGGAUUCCCAUUUUAUCGUCCAUUACUGUGGAAAUGCAACAUUCUCCAUGUUCUCAAGACCCUCAUUUUAUAUUCAAAGAUCA